Drosophila kikkawai is the source of this 952-nucleotide messenger RNA. Its product is annotated as phenoloxidase-activating factor 3. Lineage: Eukaryota; Metazoa; Arthropoda; Insecta; Diptera; Drosophilidae. The record is from RefSeq and is a predicted model, not a curated record. Gene Ontology annotation, biological process: proteolysis. Gene Ontology annotation, molecular function: serine-type endopeptidase activity.
UCCGUUGCCAGUUUAGUUUGAGCUGCGCUCUAGAAUGCUUGGACAAAGCGCACUGAUCACCUUACUGCUGGGACUGCUUCGGAUUGGCUCCGAGGUGCAAUCAGCCCCGGACACCGUGCAGUGCGGCCUUUUCGAUGAGGACAACUUCCUCAGGCUGGGCAGCUUCGCCUAUCCCACGGAGCACCAGUGGGUGGCCCGGGUCACCUUUACCAAGGGUUUCGAGGGCAAGAUCCGGGAGAACGGUUGCCUGGGCGUGCUGAUAUCCAAGCGGACGGUGCUGGCUCCAGCCCAUUGCUUCGUGCAAUUUAACGGAAUGGCGGAAGGCCUGUCCGUGCACCUGGGCGUCUUCAACAAGAGCACUCCCAUCAAUGAGCCCUCCUGCGACCCGGACGGCUUUUGCGUGCGCCCGGCCCAGGAGAUCAAACUGGCCGAAGUGGCCAUCCACCCGGAGUACGAUUCCCUGACGCUAAAGAACAGCCUGGCGGUGCUCACCCUGCAGCGGGACGCCAAGCUCAAUGCGAACGUAAUGCCCAUCUGCAUGCCGCCUCCCCACUUGGUCAAUCAGACGCUGGUGGCUCAGACAUUCGUAGUGGCCGGGCUUCGCACUGUGAGGGACCUUCGGCUGAAGCUCACGGUGAACACACUCAGCCGUUCCUUCUGCCAGUCAAAGGUCAGCUCGCUGGUCACCAGCAGCACCACGGUCUGCGGUUACCAAAGCAAGCCGGAGCGCUUCUACACAGGGGCGCCGCUGGUUGGGAUGCAGGUGAAGGGUCAAGCCACCCAGAACUUCUACCUGGUUGGCCUGAUGCUGGACUGGCGUUGGGAGAACAGCCGAAUCAUGUCCAGCUUCCUGGCCAUCAACAACUAUCUGGACUUUAUCUACCAGAAUUCCGACUCACUGAUUGUACGCUCCUGAGCGAAAAAUAAAGAAGGCAUAGUGCGCAUAGAGCAA